Messenger RNA from Trichoplax adhaerens, 3282 nucleotides. RefSeq lists its product as uncharacterized. The transcript has 19 exons. Gene Ontology annotation, biological process: negative regulation of TOR signaling; regulation of cell cycle; negative regulation of cell population proliferation. Bases 1 to 3282 code for a protein of 1093 amino acids. The record is from RefSeq and is a predicted model, not a curated record. Gene Ontology annotation, cellular component: TSC1-TSC2 complex. NCBI's taxonomy places the organism in Eukaryota, Metazoa, Placozoa, Uniplacotomia, Trichoplacea, Trichoplacidae.
AUGGCUGAUACAACAGGGAGAAGAUCAUCACAAGCUAAUAGCUUAGAAGAUUUAUUUAAUUUAUUAAGCUCCAAGGACGCUGCUUGGAGCCAGCAAGCUAAAACAGUCAUUAUCGACGGAUUGAUUAAUUCAGCUCGUGCCGGAGAGACCAGCAGCUGGUUACAAAAUCAUUUAAUUGAUUACUACAUGAGAACAGGUUGUGAGAAUGCAGCUGAGAUAUUAACUAAAAUACAAGAUUCUCAAGCUCGUUUCUUAUUCGAUAAAAUCAACGCCAGCCUAUCCAAUGGUAAUACCUGCUUACAAGCCGUAAAACUACUUGGAAAUAUUGCUAGAAGUCAACCAUCCUGGUUGUAUCGAAUUGGAAAUAAUGCUGCGGUACCAACUCUUCUCAAGUGUCUUAAGAGUCAACAAGAUGCUGAAGUCCUUAUAGGUGGCAUUCUAACCCUAACAAUUUUAUUGCCUUCAAUGCCUACCUUAGUUAAACCUUACAUGCCAGAAAUGGUUGAGAUUUAUAUAAGAUUAGCCAGUUGGAGAAUAAAGAAGCCAGGUCACAUCCCGGAUCUAUUCCUGCAGCAUUUACUUAUUGCAGCUAAUGUUUUCUUCCAACGUUUAUAUGGCAUGUUUCCAUGUACAUGUAUGUCGCUAUUAAAGGCUUUUUGUAAAAGUAAAGCCAACAGAGACAUUUUCGACAAAGCACUUCAACCAUUAUUAGGCCAAUUACGAUUCCAUCCUAUGCUGGUUACCUCUGAUUGCGAUGAAGAAUCACAACCCGAUAGAUGGAAAAAAUUAGAGCCUUAUGAAAUUGUUGUUGAAUGCUCAAAGUUUGCAUCCGGCAUUUAUGAUGAUCGAUACAACGAAAACUAUAGGGAAUCGGCAUUUAUUCCUCGUCGGUGUCCUCAUACUUAUCAGGUUGUCAGUGAUGGAUUACCAGAUAGGGCGCCUAAUAAUACAUGGAGACAGAACUCAUCUACAACUGCUGAAAUGAAUGAUAUUAAUAGAAUUUCGAGAUCAAACUCUAACAGUGCUUCUAUCGUAUCUAAGACCGACACAGAAACUGAUAAACAACCUGAGAUUGAGAAAGUUGAUGCAUCCUUGGAGCACGCUACAGUCGCUACUGUUACGACUAAUAAAUUAGAUAAAAUACCAUUGGUAGCUUUUCGAGAUUCCCAUGAAUUAUGGAGUCCCUCAUUGCUGCUCGAUGUCGAUUCUCCACCCACUUCUCCAGAUCUUAAUCGAAAUAACCCUACUCGUAUCUCAACUCCUGGAAAGUCGUCUGAGACGCAUAAUCGUUUGGUCGAUUCACCUAUUCAUGCAGCGCCUCCAGAUACGAUCAAUACCUCAAAUUUUACAAAUUCUAUGACGAAAUUUACGCAUCAAACGAAUAUUAGCAAAGAAAUCUUAUCACCAACGAAGCAGAACGAUUCGUUGGAUCAGGAGAAAUUUACCGACUUCAAAUAUUCGACACCAAAGAGAGUACUCGGUGAUUCACAAGAUGAUAUUGUAAUUAAUCAAUCUGCUACUGAUAACAUUAAACAGACAGCUGAUGAUCAAGCCCUUAUACAUCGAAAGAUAUCAGAGGGAAAACUAAGAAAGAAAGUAUCAACUGCAGCCGUUCCUGUCAGAAAAGAGUUAGGUUUGGCGUCUAAUACUGAAGUACAAGAUCCCGCGGAUAAUAAAGUGAUUCCAAAUAGAAUAUACUCUCUUACCAGCAUGGACUUAUUUACGUCAGAUAAUAUAAAUCAGGAAGAUGCACAUGGAUUACCGGACAUACAUUCUUGGCCUCCCAAUGCUUAUUUAUUAAAUGACAGCAAAUUAAAAGAAGAUUCUACGGAAGAUAUACUUACGGAUAAUUUGCAUCAUUCCUUCAAGCCCAAAGAGAGUCCGUUUGAAAGCUCUCAAAGUAAAAUUGAAGAUGAUACUGCAACUGAUAAUAAAGAUUUUACUUCUAGCUCAGCAGUAAAGGAGAAAAACUUUACGAAUACGGAUAGCGAGUCUACUGCUGAUUUAGAUAGCAAAUUAGCACAUCAGAAUGCUUCGUUGAGUUCAUAUAUUAAUCUGAUGGAUGCUGCUUUACGAUCACCAAUAAUGGGUGCUCCAUUAAACCAACGAACAGCUAGCGUUGCUCCUGUCUUGAAUGAUUCUUUCCAAGACUUUAGUCCUAAAACAUCGUCUGAUUGUCAUUCUUGGAUUUAUCCAUCUUUUACUAGUUUUGAAGAAUAUCUAACUCUGGCAAGCGAAAUUCACUCUGAAGAACUUAAAAGAAUACCUCUAGUUGAUCGCUUUGAUACUACUUGGAAUUAUUUUGGUGGAUCAGCUCCUGCCGAUGAGGUAACAAUAUUCAAAGGCCAAACGCGUUUGCUUUUAAAUCAGCUUUUGUUUGAGCGGUAUCAAACGGAAAUGUACGCACAACGUAAUCGCCAGCUGGUGGGAAGAACUUAUAGGCUAAAUGCCCUUGAAGAGGAAUGCUUAGCAAUGAAAGAUCAACUUCGUUUCCAAGAAGCCGAAAUUCAUCACUUAAAACUUUACUUAAAGUUACAAGAGGAAGAACAACGGAGGGUUAUAGAAAAUAGAGAAACUUGGGAAUCUGACAUGAAAUCCAGAGUACGAACUUUGAAUAAUGAAAAAUUGCAAUUACAACGAAGAAUUGAUCAGUUAUCAGACAAGCUAUCAGUAGUAUUAUCGCAAUCUGAUCGUAUAAAACAGGAGCUAAGUAUGACCAAAGCAGAGUUAUUUGAUGCUACAUCUAAAUUGAAACGGCUAGAUCAACUAGAAAUCAAAAAUAAGGCUGUGAUUGAAAUGAAUGAUCGCUUAAAGAAUGAAUUAGUCCUUCUAGGCGAAUAUUGCAAUCAGCAACUUGAGUCUAAUGAAAAUAGCUUAAGAGCCAGUUUAUUAAAAGCAAAGCAGCAGGUGUUAUCGUAUGACUCGGAAUUAUCAGCGCGAAAUGAGGCAUUUCAAAAACAAGACAUCCAGUUGGAAUCGAUGAAAUGUCAAAUCACAGAUCUUGAAAAUCGAAUUAAAUCAAAGGAGUUAGCGUUAAAAUUAGAAAAGGACAUGUUGAAGGAGUCAAAAGAUAUUCAUGCAUCCGAGAUUGAAGUUAUCGAGCGAAAAUAUAAGAGUUUACAAAGGAUUUGUCGUAAAUAUGAAUCAUAUAUCCUAAAACUUCACUCACAGUUGGAAAUAAUACAGAAGGAAAGUGGAUUAAAAAUUUCAGCAGAUUCGGAUACACAACUAAGUGCUGAUUCUUUACAAACUACGAUUUAUAAAGAAGCAGAGGCAAUUUAA